AUGCAGCAGUCCUCACCGUCCGUCCAACACUCGGAGCAGGAGGUGGGCGGAGCUCAGGGGGUGGAGCUUCGUCUCGUGACAUCAGAGGAGGCGGAGGGGGCGGGGCUUCUGAGUGACAUCACCAGCCUGGCGCGGCGGUAUCGGCGUCGUCGGGGAAGAACGUGUCUGCUGACGAGUGCGAGCGCCGCGGCGGCGUUCGCUGCUGCUUUCCUAUUGGCCUACGCAGUGUUCAGUGGGCGGUACCACUGCUCUGGGGCGGGGCCGCAGCCGGAGGAGGGCCGGAAGAGGGGCGGGGCUAACUCGCCUGCAGAGGGAGGGGCGGGGCUUUACCUGGGAGAGCUGAGGAUGAUGAUGAAGAGGCUGCUGCAGGAUGAAGAUCUCUACAACACGGUCAGCGUGGUGAGCAGGGCUCCUCACCCUCCCGGUUCUCCAGCAGGAACGUCUCUGGCCUCAGAGAUCCUUCAACGCUUCCGCCGGCUGAAGAUGGAUCACACCUGGACCGAGUCCCUGUACGCCACGCUGCAGUUCCCCCACAGCUCUCAGAGGAGCUCCCUGCGCCUGCUGGACUCUGCAGGUCAGGUUCUGGACCAGGUCCAGGUGAACCCGUCGGACUUCUGUCCCUACAGCGCUUCGGGAACCACCGAGGGGGGCGUGGUCUACGCCAACUACGGCCGGCCGCAGGACUUCAAGUGGCUGCAGGGCGCCGGCGUGUCGGCCGCCGGCCGCCUGGUGGUGAUGCGCGUCGGGGGCGGAGUCAGCUUCGCCGAGAAGGUCUGGAUGGCCCAGAAGAACGGAGGGGGCGGAGCCUUGAUCUACCCCGACCCUGCCGACCUGCCGCAGGACCCCCGCCGCCUCGGCCUCAACGCACACACCGCCGUGUCUGAGCAUGUCCACCUGGGCUCCGGCGACCCCUUCACCCCCGGGUUUCCGUCCUUCAACCAGACCCAGUUCCCUCCCAUCCAGUCCUCCGGCCUGCCGCUCAUCCCUGCCUUGCCCAUCAGCGCCACGGCGGCGGCCAAGCUCCUCAGGAGCGUCUGCGUGUGUCUGUUCAUGCAGCACAGCAGUGUGGAGGUCGACAGGAGCAUCCAGCCGGUGAGCGGAAACGGGACGCCGCGGGGGAACGGGACGCCGCGGGGGAACGGGACGCCGCGGGAGAACGGGACGCCGCGGGAGAACGGGACGCCGCGGGAGAACGGGGACGCCGCGGGAGAACGGGACGCCGCGGGAGAACGUCACCAGGAGAACAAAAGCAGCGAUAUGAAGACAGUGAGACUGUUCGUCCAAUCAGGAGCCUGGAAGCUGCUGGCUCAGGGACUUCCUGAAACCAGCGGCCAGCUUCCUGUUCUGUGGAGGAACCCUGACGAGCAGUGA
Salarias fasciatus (jewelled blenny) is the source of this 1371-nucleotide messenger RNA. It is a transcript of the gene tfr2, whose product is annotated as transferrin receptor 2. Lineage: Eukaryota; Metazoa; Chordata; Actinopteri; Blenniiformes; Blenniidae. The transcript has 10 exons. Bases 1 to 1371 code for a protein of 456 amino acids. Gene Ontology annotation, cellular component: external side of plasma membrane. The record is from RefSeq and is a predicted model, not a curated record. Gene Ontology annotation, biological process: endocytic iron import into cell.